Molecule: messenger RNA, 600 nt
Organism: Periconia digitata
Lineage: Eukaryota; Fungi; Ascomycota; Dothideomycetes; Pleosporales; Periconiaceae
Source: the annotation of a GenBank genome assembly
CGCAUCAUCCGAUAUACGGAAAUCAAUCACAUAGAAUUGUUGCACCAGAUAGUUCGUGGUUUUUCUUUCGUAGUCACACGGGAAUAUAACCCGAAUCUUUUCGUCCUUCAACACCUCGAUCUCGAAUUGAAUCAGAAUUCAUCUGCGUAUUAUAUCUCCGUAUCUUAUUUCCAUCUCAGUCCCAAACUCAUGCAUACGCAAACCAGCGUUCCAAUGAAACCAAUUCCAACACAUCACAAGCACUUUCUGGUGUCUUGUCUAGCGCCGAUGAUUGAGGCUUGUCGAACCCCCGGUGUACUGGGAAGUCAUACUUUGCUCGGUUUGACGCGUUCUGAAGGUGUUCUGUAUACACCGAAGCAGAUUUGUAUCAAUUCGCUCUGCCCUAGAGAUAAUGCGGACUGGGACAGCCUGAAGAGGUAGCUGAUGCAGUUGUGUUUUUGGCCGGAUCCAUGAACAGCUACAUAUUUGGCCAGUCACAGGUGCUAGAUGGAGAUUACCUGACCCGAUAGGAUUCUCAAUGAAUGAGUGCAAUGAGCAGACGCUGGCCUGAGCCAAUGACCUACCGACCGCCCUUGCGCCGAUGCAGAAAUUCAUGAUUGC